Klebsormidium nitens is the source of this 1518-nucleotide messenger RNA. The record is from the annotation of a GenBank genome assembly. Lineage: Eukaryota; Viridiplantae; Streptophyta; Klebsormidiophyceae; Klebsormidiales; Klebsormidiaceae.
GUUUGUGUAUUUCAUGACAUAUAAAGUGUCAAGUUUUAACCUGGAAAAGAAGGAAAGCAACCAAGUUCGCAUUCAUCCACGACUCACGAGGGUGCAGCAGCAGACGUGCAGCUUGUUGAAGUUGGGAAAGGGAGGCCGAGGUGGAUUGCCCUGUUGCGCACUGUUCAGGGGGCAACGCAGGAUCCUUCAAAUGCAAGCGGAAAGGAGAGCGGAUUAGGUGAAGAAACGCAAGCCCCGGUUUGAUUGGAGUCUGCAUUGCUCCAAACGAUGGCGUCCACAGCGGCCGUCAAAACCCUGUGUGUCGCGUCGAGCAGCAUCAGCAAGGCAGCGUCCCAUGCUUCCGGCGCUCCUUCCGCCAUCUUGCCGGCCCCCUUCUUUGGCCGCGCUCUGACUGGUUCAAAGGCAUGCUCGAGCGCGUUCAGUGGCCGCCAGUUGGGCCUCUCAAGAUUUACCACAAGUGGGAGGCAGUGUGUGAUGGUUGCUGAUGCCCCAAGCAAAGAUACUGAGGAGGCAAAGCCGCCGUCUUAUUACAUGAACUUUGAGCCACCGGCGGAUAUUGAUGAGUUCACCCGGGACUUCAUGAACAGCACCCUUGAGGACGAGGACCCCGAGUAUGACACGAUGUGGAAGAAGUUUUUCUUUGAUGAGGACGAGGAAGUUGUUGAGGCGGUGGAUGACGAAGAGGACGGCAUCAAGCGGCUGCGCCCCCCAGAGCGCCGUAAGAAGGACCAGUACCAGGAGAACGUGGUUCAGGUCUCUCGGGUUAACAAAACGGUUAAGGGAGGGAACCAGCUGAGCUUCCGGGCCGUUGUCGUCAUUGGGGAUGGCAAGGGCGCCGUUGGAGUCGGUGUCGGAAAGGCGAAGGAAGUGAUGAACGCGGUGCUGAAGGCGGGGGUGGAUGCGAGGCGGCACAUUAUCAAGGUCCCGUUGAACAAGCAAAAGUCGAUCCCCCAUCGGAUGGAGGGGCGGUACGGGGCAGCCAAGGUGCUGUUACGGCCGGCGCCUCUGGGGACGGGUGUCAUUGCGGGCGGUUCGGUGCGGACGGUGCUCGAGAUGGCGGGCGUCGAGAACACCUUCGGAAAGCAGCUUGGGAGCAACAACCCGCUCAACAACGCGCGGGCAACGCUGGUUGCGAUCGGAAACAUGUUCGACAGGAAAGAGGUGGCUGAGUUCCGGAAGGUGCCGAUCGAGAGCUUGCGGGUAUAGAGGGCGUGUUGGUCUCGAAGUGGGUCUGCACAAGACCCUAGGUAACCGAAGAUAGAAAGAUUGAAUGUCUAAACGGAAGGUGAUGAGCAUCGUUUUCGAAAAGUUCGAUGACAUGACCCCUUGAUGCUGAACAUGUAUGCUCCUAGCGAUGACAAGCCUUAAAAGCACUUUUCCAAGAAGGGUGCCGAGUCUUUGCAAUGGACAGCACCCUAUAUCCUCGCUAAAAGACCACUGGCCCAAGAAAAUAUUGCAGACGUCGAAACGGCCGGAUUGGACGUUUGUCCAUAGAUUUCACAUGGAUGCAUUCCCUGC